Messenger RNA from Vespa crabro (European hornet), 2066 nucleotides. Its product is annotated as short neuropeptide F-like. Bases 283 to 615 code for a protein of 110 amino acids. The transcript is spliced from 4 exons. NCBI's taxonomy places the organism in Eukaryota, Metazoa, Arthropoda, Insecta, Hymenoptera, Vespidae. The record is from RefSeq and is a predicted model, not a curated record.
CGAAAGCACCAUCGCGGCUUUCCCUAUAUAUAUAAAGGGAUCCACGGCAUCUCUACACUUCGUAUCAUUACUGCGGUAACGUGCGAUACAGCGCUCACGAUAACUCUUAUCACUGACGAUCCCCUUCUUAAGACAUUGAUCUUUCGCCAUCUCAUCGAUAGAUCAAGUUUAAUCUAUUAAAGAAGAAAAGAGAAGAAAUUUUCUUUUGACGAACAAACGUCUUUUUGUUUCACGUUACUCGAAGAACAAAUCGUAUCGGCGAUUACUUUCAUAAAAUCCAACAUGAGGGCUGAAUUCGGUCUAAGAACUAGCAUCCUCCUUGUCAUCUUCGGCAUCGUCUGCGCGGUGGAAAAUUAUGUGGAUUAUGGAGACGAAUCACCGGACAAAUCGACGGCCGAGAAUAUUCACGAACUUUACAGACUCAUCCUGCAACGGAACGCUUUAGAAAACGGCGGAUUUAAUGGGAUCCCAUUGGAACAUCUGAUGAUUCGUAAAUCUCAACGAUCGCCGUCAUUGCGCUUACGAUUUGGACGUUCUGGUUCACCUCACAUUUCGGCGGGCUUGCUCUCGAAACCGAUGGCAGCUGUGGCGACGGGUUUCGAGGAUAACAAUUAAUAAAAGCGUUGGACGAAUUGAAUUAUUUUUCCUUUGCUAUGAAACGACGUCACUCUCUUAUAUUUCUCAUAAAUCUUAGAUAAAGCGUAAGAAAACUUCUCUCGUAUCUACGCUUAUUAUAUUAACGACAGUGGGAAAGUAAACCAAACAAAAAGAAAAAAAAAAAAAAAAAGAAAAGCAAAAAAAAGAAAAAAGAAGAUUUAUCGUCAUCAUUUAAUUCGUAAUCAAUAAUUAUCUCUGAAGAUUCUUCCGUUUCAUCUUCGACUUAUAACAGCGAUGUUCUAUCUUUACUAUCAAACAGGAAAAGAAAAAAAAAAAAAAAAAGAAAAAGGAAAACAAAAAAAGGAAAAAGAAAUAGUAAAAAAGAAUAAAGGAACGAGAUAUAUAUAUAUAUAUAUAUAUAUAUAUAUACAUGUAUAUCAAGAAUAUCAAAAGAAAAUCGUCAUUUGGAAACUUGAAAACCAAUCGCUCCUGUAAUUAUUUAUCUAAUUUAUUUGUAUUAAUGGGGAACCAUAAGAAAUAAUAUAAUUCAUGUAACAAAAUCUUGAAUGGACAUAUGAAACGCAUUUUAUCUCACGUUAUAUCCAUUUUUUAUUCGUCGAUUAAACGAUUAAUACAAUAGCUUUCCAUUAGAUAAGAGAAUUGUCGUUAACUAAGUAGAAACUUGCAUACAUAAAUUGUCCUGUGUAAAACUUUAUAUACCUAAUCGUUACUAUCUGCUGCUUGUUUUCAUUCUGAAAGCUAAAAUAGUGUCUCGUUUUAGCGAAAAAAAAAAAAAAAAAAGGGCGUCUGGCCUAAAUACCCGUCGAUUAUGAAGAAACAAAUUGUUUUUAUUCUUCCUUUCUUUUCAAUUGUUUUUCUUUUUUUUUUUCUUCUCCUUUUUUUUCCUUUUUUCUUUUUUUUUUUUUUAAUUCUUUUUCGAAAAUAAAAUAAAAAUGAAUCUUCUUCUCGCAAAUUCUCAUCAUUCCGUUGAAAUAUUACACAUAAAAAAUUCGAUGUGUAUCUUCAAAAACGUCCAUUAAAUGAGUAUAAAUAAAAAAAAAAAAAUUAUAUAUAUAUAUAUAUAUAUGUGCCAAAAAAGAAAUAAAAAAGAAAAAAAAAUAGAAAGAAAAAUGUAUAUGAAUAGAAGAAAAAUCAAUAAAGGUAUGAGGUAUUUGAUUUCUUUUCCAAAGCAGCAAUUACGUUGUCAUGAUACAUUACGUUUAUUUAUUUAUUUAUUUAUUUAUUUAUUUAAUUACUUAUUUAUUUAUUUAUAUAUUUUUUCGUUUAUUUCUUUCUCUUCAAAAAAGAGAAAUAUACAUAAGUACAUAAGCGACGUCUUUCUCCAGAUUAUUAUAUGUAUACCCUUGAGUAGUGAUAUAUCUCUAUUAUUAAAAUAAUCAUUCGUCAAAGUUUAUCAUUAUCUAUUCUAUACGACAAAUAAAGAAGUUGAGAAAAGAAUGAAGAAAAAA